CCCUCUUCUCUCUCUCAGCUAUUCAUUCAUCUUCAUCAUCAACAAUGGCUCAAAUCCAGACCCGUUAUGACCACCCGCAGAGGCAGCAGCUCUCCCACCAGGUGGCCAAGACCACCACCGCCGUCACCCUCGGCGGCUCCCUCAUGGUCCUCUCCGGCCUCACCCUCACCGCCACCGUCAUCGCCCUCGUCCUCGCCACCCCCGUCCUCGUCCUCUUCAGCCCCGUCCUCGUCCCCGCCGCCUUCACCGUCUUCUUGAUCGUGGCCGGCCUCGUGGCGUCCGGCGGGUUCGGGGUCGUGGCAAGCUUCGUGUUCUACUGGAUGUACAGAUACGCCACGGGAGAGCACCCGAUUGGGGCCGAUCAGAUCGACCGGGCCCGGGACAAGAUCGCACACGCCGCGCACGACGUCAAGGAGAAGGCUGAGCAGUACGGACAGGGCGUCGGCGGAGGCGGACAGCAGAAUGUGAAGGGCGGCCAGGGGAUUUGAGAAUCUUGAAUAAUUAUGUGUAAAAUGGAUGAAAAUUGUGCUUGUUAUUAGUUUUUAUGUGCUUUUCUUUUUAAUUAUGUGUUGUUGAUGUUUGUGUGUGUUUUUGUGUAUCCUCUGCCUCAUAAUUCACAAUCUGUGUUGAGAAUA
This is a messenger RNA of Salvia hispanica, 635 nucleotides long. RefSeq names its product oleosin L-like. NCBI's taxonomy places the organism in Eukaryota, Viridiplantae, Streptophyta, Magnoliopsida, Lamiales, Lamiaceae. Gene Ontology annotation, biological process: lipid storage; sexual reproduction. Gene Ontology annotation, cellular component: monolayer-surrounded lipid storage body; extracellular region; membrane. The record is from RefSeq and is a predicted model, not a curated record.